AUGGGCAUGUGGGAAACAGACGAUGAGUAUCUAAGUGGCCCGGCUGCUACUUCGCUGCCAACACCUUUGGAUACUCCCUAUCGCACGCCUUCGAGAACAUCAAAAAGAUCGCGACGCUCAGUUACACCACCUGGAAAGGAUGCUUCACCUCCGCCUUUGCCCAGCGAGAUGGGUUCCAAGAGAUCAUCCCGGAAUAUGCCACCCGAUGAAACCAUCAGCAUCUUGGACCCCAGGCGGUUUACUCCUACACUACACGCUAACUUGGUGUCCGAAAUUCUUGCCCUUCGUCGAGAUCAGGAGGAGAAAACCCGGCAAAUUGAAGCCCUAGAAGCAUCUCUAUAUGCAGCAAAGGAAGAGAAGGACGCACUGAAAUCGAAUCUUACGGAAACAGGCAAGGAGAGCAGGUCCCUUAAACGCCAACUUUCUCUUCUCGAAGGCGGAUCUUCGUCCGCACUCGGCGAAUUGUCACGGGAACGUGACGAUGCUGUUGAAUCGGUCGCUGAUACGAGGAAACGACUUGAGACUGCUCAAAAAAAGAUUCGUUCUCAGGAAGAGGACUCUUUGCGAGUCCACGAACUAUGGGCACAAGAGAAAGAUGAAUGGGAGGAAGAGAGGCGAAAGUUUGAACGCCGACUCCAUAUUGCAGAAAACCGCCUAAAGAACGUUCUUGACGAAGUUGCCGCAUAUCAGCAAGCUUUCAGUAAUGCCAACGGCGGAGGCAACUAUGGGGCAGCUCAUGGCCAUGAAAGUGAAGUGGAAGAAAGCGGUCGAGAAAACGACGCUGCUAGUGUCAGAACGAUGAGUAUGACCAACAGCAUCCGGUUUUCCCUGCAAAGCGGUCCUGGAGUAAUGAGAUUCAAUGGCAACUCUCUUGCAGAUGAGCUCAAUUUCGACGACGAGGACGAACAAAGUGACUUCGGCGGGCGAGAAAGCGCCAUGUCGAAUUACGCAACAUCUUUCCACACAAGGAAUCUCAGUCGCGAUAGCCCCGUCAAACGAUUCCAUGCACGAAACCAGAGUUUCGACAGUAUCAAGAGGACAGGAAGCGUAACCCGCGGUAAACUUUUCAUGAACGAGCCGGUGCCAGAAGCUUUGGAAGAUGAGGAUGAGGAGAAGGACGAUAACAUUGCUUCCCCUAAGGUCUCGUAUACCGAUACAGGAAUUCAGUACUCGCCGCCACCUUCACCUAAACUAUCACCCGUGAAGCCUGCGACGCCUGAGCCUCCAGUUCUUGUCAAGCAGCCAGAAGUUGAGUCUUCACCACGAGCAGAUGGAGAAAUCGAGGCCAACCAACGCCGGAAGCGUGUUCAUCCCCCACUCAGCAUUGAGCCACCAACUCGACGUAUUAUGGUCUCGAGUUCCGUACAAACGGUUGAGGAACCGUUGGUACUUCCCAUGACGCCCAAAACACCCAAAUCGCCUACUCGACCGCCGCCGCCACCACCUCCAGUCCUGCCUCCCAUGGUUGAAAAACCUGUAAUGGCUACCUCUUCUACUCAGACCGAAAGCUCGCCCACUCGACCACCACCAGCUGUCCCAGCCGCUUUGACACCCGCACCUCCCCUUGCCAUCCCAAGCAUCAGUGUUCACCCCCCUACUAGUCGUCCUAGCACACCCAAGGAGCCACGAUUGCCAGUGCUUCACAAAGAUUUUGGCUGUCAAGUCAGUCUUCCUUCGUCAGUCUUAACAGCUGAAGCGGGAGUACAGACAGAAGGUAUUCAGACGGACAAGCGAAUGGCAUUGCUCCCACCUCAUCUUCAGCCUUCUGCGAUUUCUUCACGGCCCUCUUCACCCAACACAUCAGCUGGCGUUGACGUGACGAAGAGUUUCACACCAGUCCCUGGCAACGUGCCCCCACGAAAUCCUCGUCGACUAAAUAGGCAGAGCUUCAGUGAUCAACCAUCAUCACCAAUUUCCGUUGUGGACGAUGACACCCUCCACGACAUUUACCCUGGAAACAACGACGACGGCCCUCUUUCAAAUGAGAAGGCUCCGGUUCGACGCCCACAUCGCUUUAGUAGCCUUUUCGCUGGUUUUGAUGGAGGCAGUACAGACGAAGCAGAUGAAUUUGGUGACGCUGACUUGAGUGAUCCCGAGUAUCAAACAGCAUUAUCUGCACCCCGUCCUAAGUCUAUCUCAAGUCGUCUUGGUAAGCGUAGCUCAACAGGGACGACUGGAACCAACGGAACCAUUCCAACGUCGCCUGAGCAGAUCAUGAUGAGGCAAGGCCCUCGUGUCACCACUGAAAUUCAUCACGCCUUCAUGACUAAGCCCGGAAGGGCUUUCGAGAAGGGUCCUUCAGCCAUGCCACCUAAUCGGGCCAGCAUUAUGAGAAAAGCGGCCAUGAUUCAGAGUGGCAUCGCCAGUCAUCAAGGUCAAAGUCGGCCAAGAAGUCCCAGUCUGCCCGAGACCAAAAACCCUCCCCCCUUCCCAAUCCCCACUAGAGCCAGCUCCAGAAACGUUCCCACAAGCGCGAGUGCUCCUAGUGACGGCCAGAGAAGCCCAACUCGAGAGGAUUUCUUCCAGCGACGUGGAUCAGGUCGUGUCUACCGGGCGGGUAGCGUACGAAAAGUCCGCUCUGCUGCUGCGUUGCCGCGUCACCAUCGGCAUCGUAAGCAAGGCAGUCGGUCUUCUCCUCCACUGUCCCCCUCCACUGAAGCUCCCGAGAGCCCCAGCCUCCCUCCUCUACCGAGAAACGACAUUACAACUCCUCGUCCUCGGGCACGUCAUAGUGGUCAGUCUAGGCAUCAGCACAAGCUUUCCACUAAUACAGAUAACACCUUUAACACCUUCAACACUUUCAAUACUGGAAAUACCGGAAACACUGGAAACACACUCAAUACCUCCAGCACUGAGCCACCCUUCAGCCCCAACGGUCCGCAGAACACAGGUGUAGUAGAUGCUAUCGCACAGACUAUGGUUGGUGAAUGGAUGUUCAAGUACGUCCGCAGAAGGAAAUCGUUCGGCGUGGCUGAGAGCAAUGGCAAGGAUGAUACCGGCAAUGAUCGUCACAAACGAUGGGUUUGGCUUGCACCCUACGAGCGAGCUAUCCUUUGGAGUAGUAAGCAGCCUUCCUCUGGUAGUGCCCUGAUGGGCAAAGCUGGUCGAAAACUCACAAUACAAUCUGUACUGGAUGUCAAGGAUGAUAACCCCCCACCGAAGGGCGUGACAUCAGUAUUCAACCGAUCCAUUUUAAUUCUGACGCCGCAGCGAGCCCUCAAGUUUACGGCAGAAUCGCCUGAGCGACAUUAUAUCUGGCUGACAGCCUUAUCAUUCCUCGCACAUUCUUCUCAAGCAAUCCCUGAGAAUAUUUCGGUACCACGAAUUCAACAAACACCGCUGCCCCAAUUUGAGGCACCUCAGCCCAAACUAAAACGGGGUGGAAUCAGAGACUCUAUUCGUCUUGCCAAGGGGCGUACGCUUGCUCACCGUGCUGGGCCACCUAGUGUUCCAAGCAUUCCAAGUAUCCCAAGUGUCCCUAGUGUACCAUCUUCACAGAUGGGAGACCAUGCUCCAGUUGCAGAAUCUGUGGGAGGAUUCUCAGGUACCCACUCUAGGGAAGACUCGAGAGAUGCAGCGGAACCUCCAUUUAUCCCACGUUUCCAUGACCGAAAUCAAAACCAAAACCAAGCCAUGGUCCAUGGGCGUAAGCGAAGCAACACAGGUGGUCAUGUACCACCACCACUCUCGUUCCGAGGCUUCUCUGGACCGGCUGUGGGAGUUGGUCAUCACCAGUCAACCAACAGCAACGCUGGCAACAGCACGGGAACUGCGGGCUCUUCUGAUAUUUACCAGUCUCAGGCAUCGAGCAAUGGGACGUGGCCGAUGAGUCAAACGACUUCACAGCGCACAUCUGAGGCCUCGUCUCGACCAGGCAACUUCUUUGAUGCCAUCGGCACUGUCCGAAUGGAGGCUUUCAUCAGCCCGUUGGCAUUUUCUCAAAUCAACGAUUAUCCGGAUGAACAGGACGAGUUCCGCUACUCGCUUCGGAGACGAAGCAAAGAACAACGAAGACGGCAGAGCCGAAGUCGUCAACGAGAUAGUUAUAAUUCUCGCAGUACCCGUAUGACACACGACGACUACUAUAGUGGAAGCAGAACCGCGGGAGAAGAGGACUUCUUCCGUGAUGAUCCAUUCAAAGGAUUCUAG
This is a messenger RNA of Fusarium sp. VM40, 4149 nucleotides long. NCBI's taxonomy places the organism in Eukaryota, Fungi, Ascomycota, Sordariomycetes, Hypocreales, Nectriaceae. The record is from the annotation of a GenBank genome assembly.